GAGAGCACCGAGGCGCUCUUUGAUCUGGACAUUUCGAUUCACGCAGAGGAGCCGAAGCGAGACAUUCACAGCUUUCUGGGAAAGUUUGUCAACAACGCAAACGAGAAGGAGCACUCGCUGAACAUUGAGAACACCUUCUGGGCGAACACAGUGGUCGCCUCGGGCACCGCCAUCGGCAUCGUCAUCUACACCGGCCCCGAGACGCGGUCGAUGAUGAACAACAAUGAGCCCCGGAGUAAGGUGGGCCUGCUCGACCUGGAGGUGAACUCGCUCACCAAGCUGCUCUUUGCCGCCGUCGUCAUACUCGCCUUUGCCAUGAUCUGCCUCAAGGGCUUCUACGGCUACUGGUACAUCUACUGGUUCCGCUACGUCCUUCUUUUCAGCUACAUCAUCCCCAUCAGCCUGCGCGUCAACCUGGAGAUGGGCCGCGUCGCCUACUGUCAGAUGAUUCAGCGGGACGUGGAGAUUGCCGGCACGCUGGCGCGGACGACGACCAUUCCCGAGGACCUCGGCCGUAUUGCCUACCUGCUGACGGACAAGACGGGCACGCUGACGAAGAACGAGAUGAUCUUUAAGAAGAUCCACUUUGGCCGCCUCUCCUACGGCAAUGACCUCUUUGAGGAGGUGGCCAGCAUCCUCGCCGCCUACUACCGCCAAAUGGCGCCCUCGGCCUCGGCGGUCGCAGCCGCCGCCGCUUCGGGCACCGCCAGUUCUGGUGCUGCUGGCGGCGGUGCUGUCGGCAAGACGGGCGUGGCCGCCAACUACCAGACGCACCGGCGGGAGAGCUCCACGGCCAGUACGGCGAGCUUCACGGUGGAGCGUCGCCAUCACAUGCGCGUCAACUCGUACGACGUCGACCAGGACAUUGUGUACCGGGUGCAGCAGUCGGUGCUGGCCAUUGCCCUCUGCCACAAUGUGACGCCCGCCACGGAGAGCCCGACCUUUGGAGCUGAUGGUAAGGAGGAGGUGGUGGUGGGAGGAGGUGCAAGUAAUGGUGGUGGCGUCCAUGACCCGCACUCGGUGAACAUUCCAAUGCGCGACCUGGCCAUCACCUACCACGCCUCCAGUCCGGACGAGGUGGCGCUGGUGCAGUGGACGGAGAAGGUGGGCAUGACGCUCCUGUUUCGCGACAUUCGCCACAUUCAGCUGCGCAACCCGCUGGGGCAGAUGAUGGGCUUCGAGAUACUGGACAUCUUCCCCUUCAGCUCGGAGACGAAGCGCAUGGGCAUCAUCGUGAAGGACCUGAACACCGGCGAGAUUGUCUUCUACCUGAAGGGCGCGGACACGGUCAUGGCCAGCAUCAUCACCUACAGCGACUGGCUGCAGGAGCAGUGCGACAACAUGGCCCGCUCGGGGCUGCGCACGCUGGUGGUGGCGAAGAAGCUGCUCGAUGAGGAGCAGUACGCCUCCUUCCAGGAGCUGUACAACCAGGCGAAGUGCAACAUGAACGACCGGGCAGCCCGGAUCAGGACGGUGCUGGCGACGCUGGAGAAGGACAUGGAACUGCUCUGCUUGACGGGCGUCGAGGACCGCCUCCAGGACGGCGUGGCCACCACGCUGAAGGGCCUCCAGGACGCCGGGAUCAAGUUGUGGAUGCUGACGGGCGACAAGCUAGAGACGGCCAUUAGCAUCGCCAAGAGCUCGCAGCUGGUGAAGAAGAUGCAGGAGUUCUACGUCUUUCGGCCGGUGGCCUGUCGGGCGGACGUGCACGCCGAGCUGAACAACUUCCACCGGAAGAGCGAUUGUCCGCUGGUGAUCAGGGGCGAGGACCUGGAGCUCUGCAUGAAGUACUACUCGGCGGAGUUUAUGGACCUGGCGACGCAGUGUCCCGCCGUCGUCUGCUGCCGCUGCAGUCCCACGCAGAAGUCCGAGGUGGUGAACAUGAUCCAGCAGCGGACGGGGAAGCGGACCUGCGCCGUGGGCGACGGCGGCAAUGACGUGUCGAUGAUUCAGACGGCCAACGUGGGCAUCGGCAUUGUGGGCAAGGAGGGCCAGCAGGCGUCUCUGGCGGCCGACUUUAGCAUUCUGCAGUUUAGCAACAUCUACCGGCUGAUACUGCUGCACGGCCGCUACUCCUACAAGCGCUCUGCCACGCUCAGCCAGUUUAUCAUCCACCGCGGCCUCAUCAUCAGCACCCUGCAGGCCAUCUUCAGCUCCGCCUUCUACUUUGCCUCCGUCCCCCUGUACCAGGGCUUCCUGAUGAUCGGCUACGCCACCUUCUACACGAUGUUCCCCGUCUUCAGCAUCGUCCUCGACAAGGACGUCCACCCGAAGCUGGUGCUGAAGUUCCCGGAGCUGUACAAGCUGAUGAAGGGCCGCUCUCUCUCCUACAAGACCUUCUUCAUCUGGGUGCUCAUCUCCAUCUACCAGGGCUCGGUGAUCAUGUACGGCAGCAUUCUCCUCUUCAACGACGAGUUCAUCCACGUGGUGGCCAUCACCUUCACCGCCGUCAUCCUCACCGAGCUGCUGAUGCUCGCCCUCACCGUGCGUACCUGGCACUGGCUGAUGAUCGUCGCCGAGCUGAUCAGCUUCAGCACCUACCUCCUGACGCUCAUUCUCGCGCCCUCCUACUUCGACGAGAAGUUCAUCCAGUCGCGGGCCUUCCUCUGGAAGGUCACCCUCAUGACACUGGUCAGCUGUCUGCCGCUGUACGUGCUCAAGUUUCUCCACCGGAAGAUUGCCCCGCCCAGUCAUCACAAGUUGAACUGA
Messenger RNA from Rhagoletis zephyria (snowberry fruit fly), 2709 nucleotides. Lineage: Eukaryota; Metazoa; Arthropoda; Insecta; Diptera; Tephritidae. The record is from RefSeq and is a predicted model, not a curated record.